CAUCAAAAAAGAAACUAAUAUUUACUAAAAAAAAAAAAACAAUUGUAUUAGUAUAAAUACAGCAUAUUAAUAAUUUAUUUUUAAAACAUUAAAAAACUCAAUUGUCUGAGUUUUUAGAAUGUAUUUGUGUUAUUAGUUGAAAGAGAACUAAGUUUACAAUUAUGCUAAAGUAAAAUAUCCUAUCCAAAGAAGGCUGAUAACAUUAAGUGGCUUUUAAAUGUAAAUUUUUACAAUUUUUCGAGUAUUUUUUAAAACCGUUCUAUGUUCAAGUAGUCCAAAACAUUCCAACUUCCUUGCAUUUAACAAAGUGCCUAACUGUAUUUGAUCAAAAUUUGUAGAACAUUUACAAUUUUGUAAAACGUACGCAUUUACAAACAUUUUAUUCCAUAUACAAAUAUAUGGUAUACAUAAGCAUAUAUGUAAAUCCUGUUAGCAAUAGUUAUUGUUAAUUAUCAUGGUGCUAUUUAUCAAAAAAAGUUAAAAAUAAACCCAUUUUUUAUUUACUUAUUAUACAAUUUUAGUCCAUAACAUAAUAGUUAGGUACUAAAACAUCUGUUAAUAAUUAUAACAAUAUGCCACACGUUAUGUUAUUGCAUUUAUUGAAAAUAAAAUAUUUUUUACAUAAAAUGAUAAAUAGCUUGUUUACUACUAUAAGUUGUAAAUUAUGAUGUUAAAUAAAAUAUUAAAGAUAACGUUUAAAAUUUCAGGCCUUUUUGUAGGAUUACACAUGAAAACUGUGUUUGAUAAUUUCUUUAUCAAAGUAAAAAUGUAUGAGUCUCCUGGGAUAUGAGACCUUGAUAUCUGUGCAUAUGUUCAUUUUUUUAUUGUAUUUUUUAAAUUUAAAUGACAAGCGUGGAUGAAAUAAUUUUGUAAUAACUGUCAAAAAUGACUUCAAACGAUGAAAUUGAAAAUUUAUCCAACAGUAAAGCAGAUAAUUUAGGUUUGGGAGAUAUAAAUGUUCCUGAAAUACCAAGUCAUAUUAUAUUCCCUAACGAAUUAAACCUUUAUUUAAGAGAUCAAGUCCAAUGUUUGAUGUUUGAGAAAGGGAAGUUACAAAAAAAAAUAGUUGAAUGUGAAGAAGAUCUUACCAGAUGCAAGUGUGAAAUAACUUUACUAAAAUCUAAGUUGGAACAGUAUGAACAAUUAUGUGCCCCCAAUAGUAAUUACGCAAAUUUGGCAAAUACGUAUAAUUGCAAAAUCGUCGAAUUAAGUAAAACAUUACGUGAAAAGUCGUGUGAAUUAGAAAAAUACAAGACAAAAUGCUCAAAACUAGAGCAAACAAUAGUUGAAUUUCAAAAGAAUGACAAGGAGGCUGAAGUAACUGAAACUCAUAAGGAUGCAGAAAAUGAAGAUGAUUCAGAAAAUAAGAUAAAAUAUUUACAAGAUAAUCUCAACUUCACCAAGGCUAAGCUUUGUGAAGCCAGAAAUAUAAACUUAAAAUUGAAAAAUGAUCUGAAAUUCGCCAAUAAACUGCUGCUUCAGGAAAUUGGAGAUAAUUUCGAUACCAUUCAGAAGAACAUUUGUACUGCUGGUUCAAAUUGGAGGGGCAGAGCUCAAAUUAUUUGUGACUUACAACAAAAAAAUAAUGAACUUAAAGAAAAACUAAAAUUGUAUCAAGACAAAGAUCAGGGUAAAGUAGAUUUAAGAAAAGAUGAUAAUAAGAAAAUUGACGCGUUGCAACAAGAAAAUCAAAACUUAAGAAAAGUAUUGGAAGAUACUAAAAAAAAAUUAGAUGUUUUACGUGCGAGAUGUAAAGUUUACGAAUCCGAAUCAAUUAUGCUGAAGACCAAAUUGAGCGUUACAGCUGAGCAAAAUGAAAAGAACAAUAAAAUUAUUACCCAUUUAACGAGUCAGAUUUCUGAUUUUCACGAAAAACAAAAUAGCACCGAUAACGAGAAACAAAAAUUAACUAAUAAUUUGGAAAAGGAAAAUAAAAACCUCAAAUUGCAACUUUCAAAAGAAAAAUGCUUGUUAGAGAAGCUCCAGAAAGAACUUGAUAUGAAAAUAAGUUGUAUAGAAAUGUUAAAAAGAGAUUCUGAAAACAAGAAAAAUGCGUCUUACUUUGAUUCAACAAAUGCUGAUAUUCGAAAAUUAGAAGGAGAACGUAUUCGGUUGGUUGAAUUAACCGAAAUGUUAAAUAAGCGAUUAGAAAACGAAAAAGAGGCGCAUUUUAAAACGCAAUCGAAUUAUUUAUUCGAAAGGCACAGAGCAGCCAAGUUGGAGGCAAAAUUGGCUCGAGUUAAGACGGAGGGAUGUUCAACAAAUCGCUCAAGUAAUUACAGUACCACCAGUUCUAGACAAUUUAAUACUAAUGAAGAACUGGAAAAUAGAUUAGAAUUGGCGAAUGAAACAAUUAAAUCUUUAGAAACAAAACUGAAUUUAGAAAAACAGGAAAGGGUAAUGGAUUUUGAGAAAUUUACGGAAAUAUUAAAAUAUCAAACCAUUAAUAGCGCAAGUGAGUGGGAUUAAUUUGAUUUAUAAAAAAGCAACAAUAAAAAGCUACAGUAUUAUGAUCCAUUAUUUUUUA
This is a messenger RNA of Agrilus planipennis (emerald ash borer), 2527 nucleotides long. Its product is annotated as putative leucine-rich repeat-containing protein DDB_G0290503. The transcript is spliced from 6 exons. The record is from RefSeq and is a predicted model, not a curated record. The coding region runs from base 886 to 2469 and encodes 527 amino acids. Lineage: Eukaryota; Metazoa; Arthropoda; Insecta; Coleoptera; Buprestidae. Gene Ontology annotation, cellular component: centriolar satellite. Gene Ontology annotation, biological process: cytoplasmic microtubule organization; non-motile cilium assembly.